This is a messenger RNA of Egretta garzetta (little egret), 4472 nucleotides long. It is a transcript of the gene ERN1, whose product is annotated as endoplasmic reticulum to nucleus signaling 1. Gene Ontology annotation, cellular component: IRE1-TRAF2-ASK1 complex. The transcript has 23 exons. Gene Ontology annotation, biological process: protein phosphorylation; intrinsic apoptotic signaling pathway in response to endoplasmic reticulum stress; IRE1-mediated unfolded protein response. Lineage: Eukaryota; Metazoa; Chordata; Aves; Pelecaniformes; Ardeidae. The record is from RefSeq and is a predicted model, not a curated record. The coding region runs from base 1 to 2997 and encodes 998 amino acids. Gene Ontology annotation, molecular function: protein serine/threonine kinase activity; RNA endonuclease activity; ATP binding.
AUGUUAAAAAUGCAAAAGCUCAGGCCCUCGCGGGCCUCCGAGCAGCCCGCCUCAGAGGUGGCUCCUCAGUUCCUGAGGAGAGGUGCCCGGGCGGCGGGAGGGCGCACGGCCGCCCGCAGAGAGGGGAGCCGGGGGGCGCACGGACGCCCCGCUGGGCUCCUGCCGGGGCUUUGCCGAAAGUUUGCCAACACCAGCUCAGUAACUGUGCCAGAAACACUGUUGUUUGUUUCAACUCUUGAUGGAAGUUUGCAUGCUGUCAGCAAGAGGACCGGAGCAAUCAAGUGGACUUUAAAAGAAGAUCCUGUGCUCCAGGUGCCAAUACAUGUGGAAGAGCCAGCAUUUCUUCCAGACCCAAAUGAUGGCAGUUUGUAUACGCUUGGUGGCAAGAAUAGUGAAGGCUUGACUAAACUUCCAUUUACUAUCCCAGAGCUGGUGCAGGCAUCUCCCUGUCGCAGUUCAGAUGGGAUCCUGUACAUGGGUAAAAAGCAGGACAUUUGGUACGUGAUUGACCUCAUGACUGGGGAGAAACAGCAAACCUUGAGUUCCUCAUUUGCAGAAAGUCUUUGCCCAUCAGCAUCCCUCCUGUAUCUUGGGAGAACAGAGUACACGAUCACAAUGUAUGACACCAAGAAGAAGGAGCUGCGAUGGAACGCCACCUAUUUUGAUUAUGCAGCUACUCUGCCUGAUGAAGACAUAAAAUACAAAAUGUCCCACUUCGUGUCUAAUGGAGAUGGACUGGUGGUGACCGUAGACAGUGAGUCUGGGGAUGUACUGUGGAUUCAGAAUUACGCUUCUCCUGUGGUAGCUUUUUACAUCUGGCAACGUGAAGGAUUACGGAAGGUUAUGCACACUAACGUGGGGAUAGAAACUCUGAGAUACUUGACGUUCAUGUCUGGGGAGGUUGGACACAUUACCAAGUGGAAAUAUCCUUUCCCAAAGGAAACAGAGACCAAGAGCAAACUGACUUUGUAUGCAUCGCCAUCAAUGGUGCAUGAAGGAGUAACUGUUGUGCCCCGUGGCAGUGCCAUACCCUUACUAGAGGGUCCAAAAACAGAAGGAGUCACAAUUGAAGACAAUGGCGAGUGUGUUAUCACCCCCAGUACGGAUGUAAAGUUUUCAGGCAGACUGAAAGAAAAGAACAAACUCAACUAUUGGAACGACUGGCUGUUAAUAGGGCACCAUGAAACACCAUUAUCUGCCCCUACAAAGAUCCUGGAGAAAUUCCCAAGCAACUUACCUAAGAGGCCUGAAAACGUGAUUCCAGCUGACUCUGAUAAAGCCACUAUUGAAGAGGUUAUUGACAUCGUUGAAGGUUCCUCAACAGAAGUGCCUCCUUCUGUUCCAAAGGAUAUUGAGGAGAAGCCUGCUCGGCCUAUCCCUCGGCCAGAGGCUCCUGUGGACUCCAUGCUGAAAGACAUGGCCACCAUCAUUCUCAGCACCUUCCUGCUUGUGGGCUGGGUGGCUUUUAUCAUCACUUAUCCAAUGAGUGUACAUCAGCAGCAACAGAGGCAGCAUCAGCUGGAAGAGAAGAUACAGCUCUUGCAGCAACAGAAGCUGCCCUUUCGUGCUCCCGGUGACCUAGCCCCAGAAGCAGAUUUCUUGGACACCUCCUAUGGACGGACAGAGAGCUCAGCCACCAGCACACCAAAUAUGUCCCCCAGAGCAUCAAACCAUUCUGCGUAUUCCAACGUCUCCACAUCUGAUGUUGGGAGCUGCCUCUCCACGGAGCAAGAAGAGGGAGAUGAAGAUGCAAACAGAGUGAUGGUUGGCAAGAUUUCCUUUAACCCAAAAGAUGUGCUGGGACACGGAGCUGAAGGGACAAUUGUUUACAGGGGGACAUUUGAUAACCGUGACGUUGCAGUCAAAAGAAUUCUUCCCGAGUGCUUCAGCUUUGCAGACCGUGAAGUACAGUUGCUGCGAGAGUCAGAUGAGCAUCCUAAUGUGAUCCGCUAUUUCUGCACAGAGAAGGACCGGCAGUUUCAGUACAUAGCCAUUGAGCUGUGUGCUGCCACUUUACAGGAGUAUGUUGAGCAGAAGGCCUUCAGUCACCAUGGCUUACAACCCAUCACUCUCCUGCAACAGACGACAUCUGGUCUUGCUUACCUGCACUCCCUUAGCAUUGUCCACAGGGACCUGAAGCCCCAUAACAUCCUCAUCUCGAUGCCUAACGCCCAUGGGAAAGUCAAAGCUAUGAUUUCAGACUUCGGCCUGUGCAAGAAGCUGGCAGUGGGCAGGCACAGCUUUAGCCGUCGGUCGGGUGUGCCCGGCACCGAAGGGUGGAUUGCCCCAGAGAUGCUGAGUGAAGAUUGCAAAGAGAACCCUACGUAUACCGUGGACAUCUUUUCGGCUGGCUGUGUCUUUUAUUAUGUGGUAUCUGAAGGCAGCCAUCCCUUUGGCAAAUCUCUGCAGCGGCAAGCCAACAUUCUGCUGGGUGCAUACAGCCUGGAGUCUUUAAACGCAGGGAGGCACGAAGACAUAGUUGCUCGUGAUUUAAUAGAGCAAAUGAUAAACAUGGACCCUCAGAAACGUCCGUCUGCCAGCUGUGUGCUAAAACACCCAUUUUUUUGGAGUUUAGAAAAACAGCUCCAGUUUUUUCAGGAUGUUAGUGACCGGAUAGAGAAAGAAUCUUUAGAUGGUCCAAUAGUCAAGCAGCUAGAAAGAGGCGGAAGAGAGGUGGUGAAAAUGGACUGGAGAGAGCACAUCACUGUUCCUCUUCAGACAGAUCUUCGAAAAUUCAGAUCCUAUAAAGGAGGCUCAGUACGGGAUCUUCUGAGAGCAAUGAGAAAUAAGAAGCACCAUUACAGAGAACUGCCUCCCGAAGUGCAGGAGACCCUGGGCUCCAUCCCGGAUGAUUUUGUGUGUUACUUUACAGCUCGUUUCCCUCACCUGCUCCUGCAUACCUACAAUGCUAUGCACAUCUGCUGCCAAGAAAGACUGUUUCAGCAUUACUAUAAUCAGGACUCUGCGGAGCUGAGCCUUGCAGGAGACACGGUUUGAGAGGAGAGGGGUGGAGCUUUCUUCUCUGGGACCAACAUUCCAAGCACAGGGCUGUGAAACAGGCCUACCUUUAGCAGGGAAAAGUGGGAUCAAAGAGCUGAAUUCUCUCUCUUUGAAGAAACCAAGCUUCCAAAAAGUGCCUUGUACCGCUGCCUGCGCUGGAUGAGGAGAUGGUGGGAGCCCAAGGAGCAAGGGGGAACUUCAGAAAAGCAAUGAACCCUGGAGUUAUUCCAAGGCAGUUUUCAAGACAGUGAAACUGGAGAGCAAAAGCUGGCCAUAACCGUCACCCAAUAUGCCUGUACUGUACGUGAUUUUAUAACUGAUGUGUUUUACUACAAAGAAUCAAAAUGCAGUGAUUGAAAUCGUAUAAUUACUAGGGCCUGGGAUCUGCAAAAGGAGCCUUUUAGUUGUAGCAAAUCAUCAGAACCUGCCAUUGCACUACUGCCACGUUACGCGUUAGGCACGUCACAGGGACUGUCAAGGGAAUCCUUUAUGAUUAUCCAACAAACAAUUUCUGUCUAAUCGGUACUGCCCUGGAAAAUUAUUCCCUCAUACCUGAGCAGAUACAAUGAAGUUCUAAGGAAAACUGACUUGAAAAAAUCAGUUUGAGGUUUAUCUACUUUGAAAAUAAGCCUCGUUGUUUAAGUAUCAACCAGUAUUGACAGAAGAGCUUGAACGGCCUGGAACCACAGCAUCAGAAGAGCUCUACACAAGUCACUUCAGAGAAAGCCACUGCUGGCAGCUGGGAGCUGCUGGGCAGAGGCUCAUCCGCCUACUGCAAGUGUUCCUUACCUUCUUACGCAGAAGGGUCGCCAGUUGCAGCGCCAGAGGUAAGCGGAGUCCUGGGAAAAAGGAGCUGAAUAGGAAACGAGGAGAGCUGUACGGAACGGUGAAGUGAGAGGCGGAGUUUGUAAUGGGGGGCUACAGCUGUACGAGAACCCCCUUUCCUGUUUGUAGGGGUUGCUGAUCAAUUCCAUCCACGUGAGCCUGUUCUUAAAGAUGCAGUAUUUCUUUUCAUUGGCCCUAAAGCUGUGACAAAGCAUUAAGUGUGUGCGAAGGAUGAAGAAAUGCUGAAUUACGAUACAAGUGGAGUGUUCUUUUACAAUAUAUUUAUUAAACAUAUUUAUAUUUAUUUAAUUUUUACUACAAAGUGGUAUCAAGUCCAAGUGGUACAAGUAUAAAGCAUGCCAAAUCAUUCUUAAUUGGUUUUGUGUUUAUAUUUGAUCGUAUAACAACUGGAAGAGGAAAGCGAUACUGCAUCUUUCAAUGGAAUUCAUUAAAGGAGAGAUUACAAAGUGGGAAUUUGGAUGCCAUUGUGUCUUAAACUAAUAAAUUAUUGACGGCAAUGUGUAUGAUUGGGUAUGUACAGCUACUUUUCUGGAGCUACUUUAUGGGAAGUUUUUUUCCCUGGUUUUACAAUGUAUGAGAGCAAUUUACCUAAGAUGCCAACUGUGCAAGUUACGUGUUUCUAAAGC